ACCUGUUUUGAUGGUCACACAGGGAUGAAAAGUCGCUUGAAAAACAGCGAAUCAAAUCGCGAGUAUGAUUACCUAUCACGAUUGCCUUCCACAGAGGAUCGACUGUCUUGUCAAAAUACGGUGAGCGAGGCGGGAGCGACACAAGCACAAGCAGUCAGACUAGCACUGAAUUUAAGAGCCACAUAUUCCAUCAUGUUAAAAUCGAUCACUAAACGUCUCAAGCCGAUGAUAACAGCAAAGCUGAAUGAGGAAUAUCUGGCUAUAUCAAACGAGGCGAACCUUUACUGCUUGAAUUACAUCGAAGCGCGAUUUAAAAGACUCAACAUUGACUCGGGCUUAGAAUUUGUGCGGCCGGAUCACAUUUCGGAAACUUGCACUGCUGUCUCGRUUAAAAUUAUYGAAAUAGGUGAGCUCCUGGAAACAGCGUAUCCUCACUUGUACAACAACGCUUCUAAAAAUCUGCGAGUUCGACUACGAAGUGAAGUGAUCAUUAACGAUGUCUUCAAAACAUUUGGACGKGAGUUGUUUCGCGAUGGUGCGACUUGGGCGAAAGUGRCAGCACUAUUUGCGUUUGCUGCUUCGAUCAGUGAAGAUUGUGUCAUGGGAGGGAGGCAAGAACUUGUCAAGUGUGUUUUGCACUGUGUUCGCAUGUACAUCCAUGACCACUUAGCCGUGUGGAUCAAGAACCAAGGCGGUUGGGGUCAGAUAGUGAUUGACUUCAAGUGCAUUGAAAAGAAGCGUUCCACGUAUUUCUAUCUGAUGCAAACUCUCAAAGUGAACUUGCAAUAUUUGACUAACACUCUAAAACAGACCGCCAACAGUGCCAUUUCAUCUAUUUAUGAUAUUGUAGAAUUGCUGAAUUUUGGCUAAUAAUGUAUCGUGAAAGUUCAUGCAGAGAUAACACAAGAAUACACAGUUUUGACUGAUAAAAGAUUUUGACAUAACUUUCUUGGUCGUGUUUUUCUGCCUGGCUGCAGUCUUGGUUGUAUUGGUUGUAUUGUAUUGUAUUGGUUGUAUUGGGAUGCGGUCACGGAGCGCGCGUGCAGUUUUUGGCGGGAAAACGCUUGGAGGCGGGUGGCAAUGAUAGUCUAAUCUAUAACUGAAAGUCAGGGUACAUCAGGCUAGACUUACCUCAAUCAAGUAUUAUUUACUAUCAUUACCAACCAGGCGGAUAUCUCGGGGUAAAGACUGUUAAACAUURAAAUUGUAUAGUUUAUUGGUUUGAAUAAAGACAUAUAUAUAUUUUGA
Exaiptasia diaphana is the source of this 1248-nucleotide messenger RNA. Its product is annotated as bcl-2-related ovarian killer protein. Gene Ontology annotation, biological process: regulation of apoptotic process; intrinsic apoptotic signaling pathway in response to DNA damage; extrinsic apoptotic signaling pathway in absence of ligand. The transcript has 2 exons. The record is from RefSeq and is a predicted model, not a curated record. Gene Ontology annotation, molecular function: protein heterodimerization activity; protein homodimerization activity. Bases 25 to 870 code for a protein of 281 amino acids. NCBI's taxonomy places the organism in Eukaryota, Metazoa, Cnidaria, Anthozoa, Actiniaria, Aiptasiidae. Gene Ontology annotation, cellular component: mitochondrial outer membrane.